GAGCUAUUGAUUUCCGCGUAACCGAUACUCCUUACUAGCAUUCGAUGCAUUAGAUCACGUCCUAUCACAAUGUCGCUGCUUUCACUGACAGUGUCACUGUUGCUUUACGCCCAGAAAACCCUUGGCGAGGAAUCUGAAAAUCUAGACCGACUACUAGAUAGAAAAUUUUACAAACCUGAGCCUCGCUGGUACGCGUAUGCAUUUCGUUCGUUUGAUCGGAUGGAAAACCCGACCUUCCGAAGCUAUAAAUACGGUUUUCCCCCAGGAAUCUACGGCAGUUCACUCAUUCCCAUCAACCUUUGGUAUCAGUUGGUGUGUCUGCACAAUGUUAAAGAUUUGUUCAUGCAACCGCACAACGUGCGCUUGGUCAAUAUUGACUACAACGGUAUGCUUAAAACGUGCGACGAAGCAACGGAACCGCGCUGCUCUUGGCACUUCUUUGUCGCUCUGUAUCAGCCAACGAGCUAUAAUCGGGAGUUAUUGAAAUUCCUCUUUAAAGAUAUCGACCUGUAUGAAAAUGCAGGCUGUUAUCCAGUUCCCGUGGUUGCAGGCUCAUGUAGCCCGUUUACAUCGAUUGAACAAAUGAGCCUGAUCUACAUAUACGAAGUCUGCCAUCUAUACAACCACAAAGACCAUCCCCUACUGAAUCUGCCGGCACUUUGCCCAGACCCAUGUGCUCGUCGACCAUGCAAAACGAUUGACAAUGCCAUUCCAGGAUCAUGCAAGCAAUACGGUUAUCAUAUGUACGACUUCACGUGUAAGUGUGAACAGGGUUUCGAGUGGGAGAACAGCACGCAACUGUGCGCCAUCGACGACAAUUGUGGAAAGAUAUGUCACGAAGCAAACACAAUUAGCUGCAUUGUCAACAGAACAUCAGCCACCGCGAUUUGUCGCUGUAAGGACGGCUUUAUGGGCUUCGACUGCAGCCAAAAAUAUGACGCUUGCGUUCUCGGUAAGGCCCCUGACGCAAGGGGUCUCAAUGUCGGCCCCAUUGUACCAUCAGGUUACGACGCGUGUGGGACUACGCUGGAUGCUGGUAAUCUGUGCUUCUCUGUGGCCAACACCACCAGUUACACGUGUGUCUGUAGCCCCGCCUAUGUGCGGGACAUCACACUGCCUUACGACAAUUGCCUGAAGCCUUUGGACAGCUGUGACAAGCGCAUAUGUGUACAUGGACAAUGCGUUACCUCCCCUGAUCUGCUGAGGAGUAUAUGUGAUUGCGAUGAGGGUUACACCGGUCCUCAAUGCGAUCAGCCCACUGGAAGUUGGUCACAGUGGUCGGAUUGGAGUGUCUGUGAACCCUCCUGCGGUCCAGCGAGGCACCGAAGACGACUGCGAAUUUGCAUGUCAGACGACGAGGCGCACUGUAUCGGUCCGGUGGAAGAGGUCAGGCGAUGUGCCGAAGGCCGGGGAUGCGUACAGGAGGUGGCCGUGGAGGAAGAGACUUGGUUACAGUUUAUGGAUUGGACCAAUUACGUGAUGAUGAUAACCUUGGGCUACAUUGGUGCGCUUGCAGUUCUGCUCACUCUCAUUGGUCUGUUCCAGCGUCACAAGGCUUCGGAACGUCCGCAAGCGGAAACUGGAAGUCGGAAAUCCAAUCCUCUCGCACGCUCGAACACGCGUUAUAGUGGUAAACGAACCGAAGUGUUCCCUACAUUCACGGAUUAAUAAAAGAAUUGACGCAAUGACCAGCUGAGUACAUCAAUAGACCGAGUGUACCUGUUUUAAAUUGUCUACAUGAGCGUUGUAAUUUCUAGGUCUCCCGGUUUGAUGGCCGGAAGAAGUUACGGGGAACUGCAUUUCAUACAUAUA
Messenger RNA from Dicrocoelium dendriticum, 1812 nucleotides. NCBI's taxonomy places the organism in Eukaryota, Metazoa, Platyhelminthes, Trematoda, Plagiorchiida, Dicrocoeliidae. The record is from the annotation of a GenBank genome assembly.